This is a messenger RNA of Plectropomus leopardus (leopard coralgrouper), 3265 nucleotides long. RefSeq names its product transmembrane protein 266 (gene tmem266). Gene Ontology annotation, cellular component: dendrite; plasma membrane. The record is from RefSeq and is a predicted model, not a curated record. Gene Ontology annotation, molecular function: voltage-gated channel activity. Lineage: Eukaryota; Metazoa; Chordata; Actinopteri; Perciformes; Serranidae.
GAAAGAGGGACGUCUGCAGGCUCUUGUGGCUUGACAUGAGCAUAGAUUACAUGUAUGCUUUAUUCAUGUGUGUAGAUCUAUCCCGGUUUCCUCGGGGUUGACGGCUGCUGCUCGUCACACAUCUGUAGCCGCUGGAAUCCUGUUUUCAGCACCUGGACAGCUCCCGGUCGAGAACCUCUUCCUUCUUAUUGUCGGGCACAUGGAGUCCCUGGUGUGAUUGUGGGGGAAGCCCUGCAAGCACAUUAUGCCUCCCUCCGAAGAUGUCGUUACCCUCCUGAUUCAGUGACAGCCCUCUGUAGCUACGCUGAAGGAUGCUGCUUUCAGUCCGGAGUAGGUGUUUUCGUCGUGCGCUGUCUUCUGAGAGGCGAUACGGGUGCUUGGCCAACGCAAAUUUAAGGGGAAUCGCAGCCUACACACAGCAAGAUCUGAGCUUCCCUCACACUCAUCAUCAUCAUCAUCAUCAUCAUCAUCAUAAUCGGCGAGAGGGGAGAUAUUACCAUCAUCACUGCGAGGGCAAAGGAGUCAUGACCACACUUUACACAAUGUAGAAAACGGAAGAGGUGUGGUAGGAGCCAGCUCUCUGCAGUGGUGAAAUCACAUUUCACACUUGGGGUCAUUUAGUGUGAACGUCUAUUUGCAGCAACAAGACCUCAACAUGAGCAAUCCCCAGGCUCCUACCCAGGCUGGAGCCUCAGAGCUGGAGGUGAUCUCCCAGCAGGUGGAGGAGGAUAACCAGUGCGUGGCCCCUGUCCAGCUGGUCAGCUUUGCCUACAGAGACUUGCCUUUGGCCGCCCUGGACAUAUCCCUGGCUGGAUCCCAACUCAUCUCGAACCCAGAUGAAGAGGACAACAGAGAGGGGUCGAACUGGCUGAAGCCAUGCUGUGGGCGAAGGGCAGCACUGUGGCAGGUGUGUCUGCUGUCGGCGGGCUUCAACUGUUUCCUGGUGGCCUGUGUCAUUCUGGUGGUGCUGCUGCUGACACUGGAGCUGCUCAUAGACACCAAGCUGUUGCAGUUUAAUAACGCAUUCCAGUUUGCCAGCAUCAUCCACUGGAUCAGCCUUGCCAUUCUCUCCGUGUUCUUCACUGAGACGGUGUUCAGGAUCGUGGUGUUGGGGAUAUGGGAUUACAUAGAGAACAAAGUAGAGGUGUUUGAUGGAGCUGUCAUCGUCCUCUCUCUGGCCCCCAUGGUGGCCUCCACAGUGGCCAACGGCCCCAGCAGCCCCUGGGACGCUAUCGGUCUCAUCAUCACACUGCGCAUCUGGAGGGUCAAGAGGAUCAUCGAUGCCUACGUGCUACAAGUGAAGGUGGAGAUGGAGCUGGAAAUCCAGCAGUACGAGAAGGCCAAGGCGGUGAGGGAGGAACAGCUUGACCGUCUCACCCAGAUCUGCCAGGAGCAGGCCUUUGAAAUCAGACAGCUGAGGGCCCACCUUGCUCAGCAGGACCUGGAUCUGGUAGCAGAGAGGGAAGCAGCCAUGCAGAUCCACCAUAUGUGGGGUAAACAGAGCAGUAGUUUCCAGGAGGUGGACGGACUAGCCCCAGGGGCCUCUGAGCAUCGUGGACCAGCCAAAGCCAGAGAGCCUGGGGGGCCUGCAGAUCACCAUGGUCAAGAUGACAUGAACAACUACAUCAGCCAGUACUACAGCGAGCCAAGCAGCGAUAUGGGGAUCCCAGACCCCGCCCGAGUCAUCACCACAGCAGCCAUAGACGUGCACCUGCCGAACAACCCCAGCCAGCUUCCCUCUUCUUUGGUGAGUGCAGACGCGGUGCCGUCCAGUCGUUUACAGCGCACCGGCAGCUCAGUCAGCGAAGCCUCCACCACCACAGUAUCUCGCAGCAGCUUCAGCGCCCGCCAGCACAGUAUCAGCAGCCACACGAUGGGCUCAACCACAGACUGCAGCUCCACGGUGCGCGAGGCCUCCACCUCCACAGAUUACAGCGACCAGCGCUGUUACCCUCCACCCUACAGCAGCCCUCUAGCCCUGGGCACUCAGCCACGAGGAAGUCCCAGCGCUGUGAUGCAGGAGCUGCUCUCCUCUUUGUCCGAGAAUGCCUGUCUCACCCAGAAGGGCCUGGACCCUGUCAACCUUAAACCGCCUAGCCCAGCAGGAUCCACCAAAACCAGCCCCGAGCUGGAGCACAGGGUCAACAUCUACAACAAGAGGAACCAGGAGAGCAGAGUUGGGCUGCACUCAAAGCCUCUCAUCCAUCUGCAGGGCAACGAGCCUCUUCUUGAGGAGAAGUACAGGAUGAUGGAGCCAGUAGACGCUCCGGUCAACCGUCUGUCAGAGACAUAAGACUCUGCCUGACAUAUGGAAGUCGCUUGUCAGAUCAACCGCAACCGAACGCUCUACUUAACUCUGGAGUUUGUGGGGAGUCACUGGCACAUAAACAGUGUGUCAUCCUCUUUCUACUUUUAGAACUGAGAGGAUGAACUUGCUAGAGCAGCACAAAAACAGAAGGCAUGAGAGAAGCAGAUUUGUUAUCAGGCACCACUUAUCAGGAAUUGACACUUACAGGAAAACUUGAGUUUUAUGAGAAAUUUUACCAAAAGAAACCAGCAACAGGGCUCUAGCCCAGAAAAAUAAAACUGGCUUUUCAUAUGUUGUGGUUUAAGGGGAUGGUGCUGAGGGCUUAGUUCCUCUGAUACACUUUGUAGGAAUUGGAGACGCUGAACAUAUGACAUCAUGUUUUGGACAAUGACAAACUGUGAUUCACUUCCUGCAAGCUACACGGCAUGGAUUUACCACAAGUACAGGUGUACCGGCUGUUUUGAUAGUCAGUCCAGUGUCUCCAAACUCACAAAGAACAGUCCUCUUUGAUGGGACUGCUGCAGGGUACAUUGGAUCAGUUUCUUCUUUCUAAUCUUUGUCUUUCUAUAUUAGCAAUGUUAACAUUUUUAUCUAAAUUCUAUGAGAGAGAAAAGAGUGCAGUAAACUUCUGACUUGGUGAUUCAGAGCGUUUUUAUCCAGGUGCCAUGACUGGAAACUGAUCAAAACCCAGCUGAGUCUGUGUUUACUGAGAUUUUGCAAACAGCAUGUCCAACACGCAAUGAAUUAAUUGAAACGCUACCUGCACAUGAUAGAUUUGACAUCAUUCAGGUCUAAAAUAUUACCUUUUUAUGAAUAUAACAUUUGAAGGCUGUGUAAAUAGUUCAAAAUGGGUUAAUCACAGCUACAAACAGUGAGGAAUUCAAAGUGGAGCUACAAUAAAAAUGUUAAAGAAAAUUCUAGCAUGAACCUAAAGGAUAUGCCUCUUAAAUAUUAAAA